CAAAUCACUAUCACAAUGUGUAGUGCGUCGUGCGAACAUGUGGGUUUGUCGGUUGUCAGUUGUGAGCGUUAAAAAAUCAAAAGUUGAUAACGAAGUCAAGAAUUAAUAAGGUGUUUGGUGUUUGGAUUAGAUCUGUGUGCAUGGGUAUGUUGUAAUAAGAAUAAGAACGAAUUAAAAUUUGACAGUCAACAACAAGGACUUCUAUGCUCAACUGUACAGUUUUAAAUUUAAUGAUGGGUUAUGGUCGGUUUAUACAGAAUACGGAAAAGCAUUUGUUGUUCGUUGUAAUUGUGAUAGGUUAAUUUAGUUCACUCAAGAUGUCCCAGCCCAAUAUUACAUGUACAGUUUGUGGAGGUACAGAAUUUACUGUUGAUGCUGGAUUUUUCUUUUGUCUAGAAUGUCAUACUCAGUCACAGGAUGUCAGAGAGGAAGUCUUUGAUGACUUCUUUGGAAAUCAGAAGUUUGCUACUAAAGUAUUGACAAAAGCAACACCAGUACCAGCUUCAAAUCAAAAUGUGAAACUAACUUCGUGGGAAGUUUUGAAUUAUGUUAUGAAAGGAUUAGUCGACGAGCUGAUCAACCUGGGAGCCAAGCCAGAACUGAAGAUUGUUACACUACAACUGUGGGCCUCUUAUCUAUGCAGGCUGGAAAUUGCGUUUACUUCAGUUGAUGUUGAACGGAAACCUAAACUUGGCUACGCUUUUAAGAAUAGUGAUGCAGAAAUAAUUUAUGGAGUUACAAAACCACAGUUAAGAGAGAAAAGCUGGAGAUCGAGAUCAAAAAGUAGUUCAGCUGCAAGUAGUACUAGUCGUGCAGAAUCCAACACUUCAGUGAACAAAACAUUGUCACGGAGAUCCAUAAUGUUGAGACUUGCCCAUCGGAAGAAAUCUCUUGCUUCUGCUGAAUACCAAACAUUAACACAAGAAACAAUGCAGUCAAAUAACCAAACUUUAGAAGAUUUGAGUUCUACAUCAGCAACAAGUGUAGCUCCUAAAAGGAUAAAGGUCACUGCACACACUAAGUCACUGCUGAACUCUUCGUGUGCAAGUUCAACUGAUUGCGAUGAGGAACGCACAGUACGAAGGCGGAGAGCAAGGAGUGAAGUGCAGUCCCUACGUAAUGUUACCACAGCCAAGGUUGUGGCGAUAGUCAAUGUAGCACUUGCUCUGACAAAGCAGGACAUCCAAGUCUCAGAUUUUUUAAGGUGGGUGGAGGAGGGACACAUAUCUUUGAAGACCUCAAGAGUUUUCCUGCCUGGUGACAUCACAGUGGAUGGUAAUGUUCAGCGGAUGAUAGAACUGGAUCAUCUGUCGUAUAUCAAGUGUCAGAACCUUAUUACUGGGAUUUGCAAUGAGCUGGAGAUUGGUGAGCUGCCUCCACCUAGACUGAGGGAGCUGGCAGACAGAUACUGUCUUGAACUACAACUGCCAGAUGAGGUAACAGAUCUUGUCAAGCAGUUACUGUUGUUAUCUACCAGCUCCCAUGGACUUGUGAAGAAGAAUGACGUACACACAUACAGGUACAGCGAGGUGCAGGUGAUGUCAGUCAUUGUAGUGGUUCUCAAGUUGUUGUUCUCACUCGAUGAUUGCACAGAGUUUCAACUGUCACACACCGCUGCACAGAUUAAUAGAGUGAUCGGUGUGGAGAACAUAUCCAGACGGCAGUUUGUAUUCAGUGAGUGGAUGCAGUAUGUGGAGUGCCGCAAGGCCACUGUUUCCAGCUAUCACUGGCCUACCAGGUCUGCUGUCUACGGGAAGGCGGUGGACCGGGACCCUCAGUUGUUCCUGCACCAUCUGGACCAGACUGAACUCAAUGCAUCUCAACCUGUCAAGAGACAAUAUGAAGCGCUUAAUAAAGUUUGGAUGGAAUCUCUGAGGCAGUGUCUGCAAAGGUUAAAUGAGCAGCCAUCCCAGAGAGCCUUGGUCAAAUUUCCUCCUUCGCUGACUCCUCUGCUGACUUGCACCCAAUAUCUGCUGACCCAACAUGCUGAGCUAGUGGCCCCGGUCGCACAUGUGCUGGAGCAGGAUUUCACCUCACAGUCACUGGAUUACAUCAUACACCCAGAUCGUUGCAUUACCUUGGGACUCACACAUGGCUUGAACAUCAUCCAGCAGAGGGGAUCCGCAGCUACAUUCUUAGUAGAUAAGAUCAAGCCAGGAAACAGGGACUCGACUGUUCUCCCUCGGUACAAGAUAAAUGAGGUCAAUGUUACAAUGAAAAUUGUAGAAAAUUUGAAACAGGCUGGCAACUUGUCCUGUAACAAAACCGCUAAAAGUGCAGAUAUAGAUAGGGGUAAACUAUCAGAACUUGUAUCUGAUGAUACUGAUGAAGAAGAAAAUGAUGAUGAAAGUGGAGUUUUUGAGGGGCCUCAGAUUCAUGAUGUUACUACCUCCCAUUCUACUGUGGAACUGUUCAAUACUGGGGCUCAGUACUGGUUCUGUCACACAAGACUGGAUAAAAACAGCCUUUCAUUGGACGAGUUUGAGGAAUUCGCCAUGAACUCAUUCCCUUCUUCUUUUCUGUGGUUGUUAAAGGAAUGUUCUAGAAUGAUAUGUGUGCCUAUAAAAGACAUUUAUGCAAAUAUAGUCUCUCUUGAAAAAAAUUAUAAAUAUAUUUUGAAUGAGACACACUUUUUAGCCUGUCAUAGUAGAAAUAAGCGGAAGAGAAAUUAGCUUCAUAGAGUUUUUUUAUAAUAGUUUCUGACUGUGUUUGGGUUUUUUUACAUUCAGCAGAUUCUGAAGCCAUAAAAGUUAUAUUGCAAACAUUAGCAAUGGAAAGAUAUCAAAAUUUAUUGCAGCUUAUAACUAACAGACCUUUCUAGCCCAGAGCCCAUUACAAACAUUUUUUAAUAGACUAAUCCACUCAAAAUUUCAGUUCUGUAGCUUAAACAGUUAAGAAGAUUAAAUUUUCAAAUUUUAAAUAUAAAUAGGUAAUAAAGUAAUAAAAGAUAUAUAGAUUGAUUAAUAUUUGGUUUACCUAUUAGAUAAUUUCUUGUAGUUCUUGAGCUGCUCUCAUAGUUCUGUUUAUUGAUUUUGUUUGAAAAAACUCUGUAUCACUGAGACAGUUUGGGUAAUUUGUAAUAUUUGAAUUAAACAGGAACAGAAUUUUUGUUGGAAUAGUCAACUGAAAAAAUGACCUUAAUUGUUUUUAUUUUAUCAAUAAUAAUUCACAUUAUGUUAAAAUGUGGAAAUUUUAUGUUGUAUGUAACAUUUACUUCUUGGUAUAAUUCAGUCUAUACUGAAUAUAUUACAUACUAUAUUUAUAUUUUAGUAUCAUAUUAUUAAAACCGGUU
This is a messenger RNA of Homalodisca vitripennis (glassy-winged sharpshooter), 3292 nucleotides long. It is a transcript of the gene TAF1B, whose product is annotated as TATA box-binding protein-associated factor RNA polymerase I subunit B. The coding region runs from base 318 to 2672 and encodes 784 amino acids. NCBI's taxonomy places the organism in Eukaryota, Metazoa, Arthropoda, Insecta, Hemiptera, Cicadellidae. Gene Ontology annotation, cellular component: RNA polymerase transcription factor SL1 complex; RNA polymerase I core factor complex. The transcript is spliced from 11 exons. The record is from RefSeq and is a predicted model, not a curated record. Gene Ontology annotation, molecular function: RNA polymerase I core promoter sequence-specific DNA binding. Gene Ontology annotation, biological process: RNA polymerase I preinitiation complex assembly; nucleolar large rRNA transcription by RNA polymerase I.